Micropterus dolomieu (smallmouth bass) is the source of this 1618-nucleotide messenger RNA. It is a transcript of the gene dctn5, whose product is annotated as dynactin 5. Bases 115 to 663 code for a protein of 182 amino acids. The record is from RefSeq and is a predicted model, not a curated record. The transcript is spliced from 6 exons. NCBI's taxonomy places the organism in Eukaryota, Metazoa, Chordata, Actinopteri, Centrarchiformes, Centrarchidae.
AGAAGAGAAGCCGAGAGAGCUGACAGCAGAGCAGGGAGCAAAACACAUCACGUUAGAUGCGUUAGAUUACUGAAUUAAUCCCACGGUCUGAAAUAUUGUACCAAAUUCCCAGCCAUGGAGUUGUCUGAAAUACUGUACAACAAAGCGGAGUACAUCGAGACGGCUUCUGGCAACAAAGUCAGCAGACAGUCAGUGCUAUGUGGGAGUCAAAACAUCGUACUCAAUGGCAAAACUAUUGUCAUGAAUGACUGCAUAAUCAGAGGCGACCUGGCUAAUGUCAGGGUGGGCAGACACUGUGUGGUAAAGAGCCGGAGCGUCAUUAGACCACCUUUUAAAAAGUUCAGCAAAGGAGUGGCGUUCUUCCCGCUGCACAUCGGGGAUCACGUCUUCAUUGAGGAGGACUGCGUGGUCAACGCAGCACAGAUUGGUUCCUACGUCCACAUUGGGAAGAACUGCGUCAUAGGUCGUCGCUGUGUGCUGAAGGACUGCUGCAAGAUCUUAGACAACACUGUGCUCCCUCCUGAGACCGUGGUGCCGCCUUUUACUGUCUUCUCUGGGUGCCCAGGUCUGUUUUCAGGAGAGCUCCCAGAGUGCACCCAGGACCUGAUGAUUGACGUGACCAAGAGUUACUACCAGAAGUUCCUGCCGCUCAGCCAGAUCUGAGUCCUGGCCCCAAAACCCUCAGCAGGAUCCGCACCUUUUCCAGCCACUUCUAGGUCGAGGUCUCUCAUCAGACUGAAAUGGACUCACAUUCUAUCCUUCUGCUCCCAGAGGCCUCGAGUUUCUCUGCCCAAGGACAAACAUUUGGUCCUGUUAAGAGUCCUUAUGUGAUUUUAGGUUUUGAGUAUGAGAAAAAGCACAUAGUCAAAUCAGAUAAAGCUGCAGAAGGCAAUUUUCUCCAUCUGCAGCUCCAAAUUGUCUUAAAUCCAGAAAUCCUAUUAGGUGUCGUUACUAAACUGCACAUAGCAGGCUCAUGUUUACCAUCCCAGCCAGUCAGAGAUAAAAUCCCUCAAUAUUUUUUGAUAUUCUAAUAAAGCAUGUUCAUGUAGUCUGGAAAGCGUGCUGGGGAGAAACUCAAAGACCUCUGUGUGGCUGCUGCUGAUCAUAAUCUUGGCUCUCUGCCAACAGCUGUAGGUGAAGAUCAGGAGCUAUGAGAUGAAGGAAGUGAAGGUAUGAGAACGCAGCUUGUAAUAUACUGUAUGACACCCAUGGACCAAAACAAUAACAACAAUCAUUGUGUUUGAGGACUUUGGCCGUACAUGCGCAUUAUUAAUGUCCACAGUUCAUCUGGACAUCAGAGCAGCACCCUCAGAUCAACAAUUUGUGACAGCUAUUCUGUUGUUGUAGUCUCUUUAAUUUUGUUUUUAGUGUGUAUUUGUUUGCUCUCCCCUUUACUGGCUCAUGUAAUUUGUCAUAAACCUUAUUUAAUAAUGUUUGGAUUUUUCAUUAUGUUUCAAAUGAUCAAAUGCAGUGUUCAUUUGAAUAUGUUGAUGUGUGCAGGACAGCCCUGUGUGCUUUGCCUUUGUCUUUUUUUUGUGAGCUUACAAUAAAAAAAAAAACCAGAUCCUACAUCUGAAAUGAUGCCGCUAUAAAAUAAAUAUAAAUGCUUUCAAAUCUG